AUGCCCGCAGGAGGAUCCUGCUGCAACCGUUUGAAGUCCCUCAUCAACCUCUUCCUUGCAGGGGUCGACAUUCUCACCCGCCUAAGAGAACAGAGAAAACUGUGUUAA
Messenger RNA from Spirodela intermedia, 108 nucleotides. The record is from the annotation of a GenBank genome assembly. NCBI's taxonomy places the organism in Eukaryota, Viridiplantae, Streptophyta, Magnoliopsida, Alismatales, Araceae.